Knipowitschia caucasica is the source of this 936-nucleotide messenger RNA. Lineage: Eukaryota; Metazoa; Chordata; Actinopteri; Gobiiformes; Gobiidae. The record is from the annotation of a GenBank genome assembly.
AUGUGCAGGGUGAGAGGGGUCGGCUGUGAUACGACCAGCCCGGCCUCGAGCUCGGGCGACGUACAGUACCCAUCCCUCGCCAUGAACGCAACAAUAUCCUUUCCGCUCUUAGCGUCCUUCUCGGCGCACGAACACUCCCUGCUCUUUCUGACCGUGUUGCUGUACAUUGUGAGCGUGCUCCUCUCCGCCUUCUUGGCGCUGCUGAUCUGUUGGGACUCGCGCCUCCACCGGCCCAUGUAUGUGCUGCUCGCCAACCUCCUACUGAGUACCGUCUCGCUGGUCGACUGCAUGGUGCAAGUCUUCGUCACUAACCUGUACACGGGCGGAGUGUUCUGCAUGCUCGCGGUGAUGGCGUUGGACCGCUACAUGUGUGUGUGCGUGCCGCUGCGGUACCACGUCCUCAUGACCCCGCUGAACCUCAAGUUACUGCUCUGUGGCGUCUACUCUUUUCUUUUCACAAUCUCGGUGGUGCAGGUUUUUCUCGUGUCGCGUAUGACGCUUUGCCGUUUCUCUAUGGACAAACUCUUGUGCGAUACUCUGACCGUGACCAAGUUGGCGUGCGAGCCGAGUUCUACGGUGGGCUCGUUCGGUUUGUUCUGCUCGUUCAGCGUGGUGGUGUUGCCGUGCGUCAUGAUCCUGCUCUCGUAUGCGCACAUCCUGGUGGUGGUGGUGAAGACGUCGGGGCGCUCUCAGAGUAAAGCGUUGAGGACGUGCGCGCCACAUCUCAUCACGUUUGCCAACUUCUCCAUGGCGUCGUUCUUCGGCGUGAUCAACCGGCGCCUGAACGACAACACGCCGCGGCCGGUGUACAUCGUGGUGGUCCUGGUUGUGCUCGUCUUUCCGCCGCUGCUCCAUCCGCUGGUGUACGGCAUCAACAUGAAGGAGAUCAGAGACAGAGUGAAAAGAAUCCACACAAACGCCACUGGCAGCAAGUAA